Molecule: messenger RNA, 4194 nt
Organism: Cyclopterus lumpus (lumpfish)
Lineage: Eukaryota; Metazoa; Chordata; Actinopteri; Perciformes; Cyclopteridae
Gene: mark2b
Product: MAP/microtubule affinity-regulating kinase 2b
Exons: 21
Coding region: 1257-3668 (803 amino acids)
Biological process (GO): protein phosphorylation; intracellular signal transduction; microtubule cytoskeleton organization
Cellular component (GO): cytoplasm
Molecular function (GO): protein serine/threonine kinase activity; tau-protein kinase activity; ATP binding
Source: RefSeq, a predicted model, not a curated record
UCCUCUUUCAGUCGUGGUGCAAGCAGCCAUGUUGCCGCGAGCUUGUUCCGGUAUCAGGGCAGGAUCGUGCGCAUAGACUGCAAUCGGGCGCAGCUCCUCGCCGCUCUCCCCCUGUCGCCCGUGACACGCAUCUCCUAACGAGAACACCCCACUUGACCAAUAAUGGAUUUUACAACUUGACGAUUCCUCCCACAGUCGGCUGGUUUCCGGGAAUAAUAGCAGCCGCCGCACCGACACGGCGAACUGGUGUGUUGCCUCACUGCAGUGCAGCACUGUUGAACGACCUUAUUCCAAUCACGCAACACAAGGAAGAGCGCCGGUGAUUUCCCUGGAUUUUGAGUUUUGAGGUUUUGCUCCGAGCCUCUCGCCGCCGCCGCGGCCGCAGGAAGGCGGGCUAACUAGCUAGCUUCGCUUGGAGAGAGACCGCGGAGCUAACGCCGACCCGUGGACGAGCGAGACACUUUUAAUUCGGGUUUCUCACCUGCCAUGUGACCGCUUGUUUUUUUUGGAUACCCUAACCCUGGAUACUUCCGCUGGGAACAUUUUGAAUUGUUUUGUGCGAGUUGGGAAAGGUCAAGACCUCGCCGGGAAUAACUUUGGCCUGAAAGUUUGUGGACCCCGGACUUGAUUUCGGAACUGAAAGGACGCGUCUCUACCACACAAAAAAAGAGAAAAGAAAAGAAAACAACAACCCAGGCGUCGACCCCCGUGUGGCGAAAACCAUUCGAGGAAUAUUUCGUCGGUUAGUUCCUCGCGAGCCGUCAGUUGUUAGUUCGCAGGGUCGCGUGCUAGACGCCUCACUGGACCUGGUCUAGUUUAAUACAACCGUUGCCCCCAACUUUUCUCCGAGCUAGCCCGAGUAGCUAGCUGGUCAAGACGUCAGAGCUGUCGGCUGGUAGCUCGCUGGUCACCAUCGACGCUGGUAAACGCGAAGUGGAGAACUGUUUUCGCACCGAGACCGAAGCUGAAGGACACACUUUUGCUUUUUCCUGUUUUAUACUUGUUGACAAACAUGGGACGUGCGGUCGCCGCGAGCUAGUUCCUAGCGAGCUAACUCGGCUAGCCUCUGAUGUGGGAUUCAACUUGUUGAUUCACGGGCUAGCUGUCGUGCUGCUAGCUGGCUAGCGCUGGACAUCUGUUGGACAUUUUUCCUCCAUCAUCAGCGAGACAGAUUUUAAAUGCACAAUAGACACUGACGGGUCGUUUUUGAUUCACUGUUCCCUUUUUUUUGUGUGGCAACUUCCAGUCUAUACAAAAUGUCAACAAGGACCCCGCUGGUGCAAGUCAUUGAAAAUUCGACCGGACAGGAGACCAAGUCAACCGGGCGCUCCAGCAUGCCGCGAUGUCGGAACUCCGUUUCCACGACCACAUCAGAUGACCAGCCGCACAUUGGUAACUAUCGGUUGCUAAAAACCAUCGGCAAAGGCAACUUCGCCAAGGUCAAACUGGCACGACACGUCCUCACCGGAAAAGAGGUGGCUGUAAAGAUCAUUGAUAAGACGCAGCUCAACUCCUCCAGUUUGCAGAAGCUCUUCCGGGAAGUGAGGAUCAUGAAGAUGUUGAAUCACCCCAACAUAGUCAAGCUCUUUGAGGUGAUAGAGACAGAGAAGACUUUGUACCUGGUAAUGGAGUACGCGAGUGGAGGAGAAGUCUUUGAUUACUUGGUGGCCCAUGGCAGGAUGAAGGAGAAAGAAGCCCGUGCCAAAUUCAGACAGAUUGUGUCAGCGGUGCAGUAUUGCCAUCAGAAGUGUAUAGUACACAGAGACCUCAAGGCGGAGAACCUGCUGCUGGACGCAGACAUGAACAUCAAGAUAGCAGACUUUGGCUUCAGCAAUGAGUUCACUAUGGGGAACAAGCUUGACACGUUCUGCGGUUCUCCACCUUACGCCGCCCCAGAGCUCUUCCAGGGAAAGAAGUACGACGGGCCUGAGGUGGACGUCUGGAGCCUGGGGGUGAUCCUCUACACACUGGUCAGCGGCUCGCUGCCCUUCGAUGGACAGAACCUCAAGGAGCUGAGAGAGCGCGUACUGCGUGGUAAAUACAGGAUUCCUUUCUACAUGUCCACCGACUGUGAGAACUUGCUCAAAAAGUUCCUCAUUCUGAAUCCCUCCAAAAGAGGUAGCCUCGAGGCUUCCUCCAAACAGCAGAUAAUGAGGGACCGGUGGAUGAAUGUGGGCCACGAGGAGGAAGAACUCAAACCCUACAUCGAACCCCAGCCAGAUUAUAAAGACCCCAGGAGGACAGACAUCAUGCUGACGAUGGGAUUCUCUCAGGAGGAGAUCAAGGACUCACUGGUGAACCAGAAGUACAAUGAUGUGAUGGCUGCAUACCUGCUACUGGAUUAUAGGAACUCUGAGCUGGAUGAAAGUGGCAUCAAGCCCCGGCCAGGAUGUGAUGUAAGCAACAUAAACGCCCCCUCACCGCCUCACAAGGUGCAGCGCAGUGUGUCGUCCAACCAGAAGCCUCAGAACCGCAGAGCCACCGACCACGGCUCCUCCUACUCUAAGAGGGACAACCGGACUGCAGGAGAGGAUUCUGGGAGGAAAGGUUCUUCAGGCAGCUCCACUACCAAGGUGCCGGCCAGUCCUCUGGUCCCCACUGACCGCAAGAAGAGCGCCACGCCCUCCACCAAUAGCAUCCUGUCCACCGGUACUGGUCGCAGUCGGAACUCUCCUCUGACUGAGAGAGCAACGUUGGGCCAGGGCGUCCAGAACGGCAAGGACAGCCUAAACAUGCCGGGCUCCCGCGCCUCCACUGCCUCGGCCGCUGCCGUCCUCUCCUCCUCCUCCUCCUCCUCCUCGCGUACCCGCCACAACAAGUCCCUGUCCUCCUCCAAUCAUCCAUGCCCCUCUGACCUGCACGCACCACGGCCCAGUGCCCCACCCCAGCGGGCGCCCGGUGCCUCCCCAUCUGCACACAACAUCAGCAGCGCCACCUCGUCAGACCGUACCAACUUCUCCCGAGGGGUGGGCAUCCGCAGCACAUUCCACGCAGGCCAGCAGCGGGGCGCCCGGGACCAGCAGGGUUCCGCCUACCCCGGCGGACCCGCGUCCCCGUCACUGUCACAUGGCAACAGCCAGGCCCGGAGGACACACGGCGCCACGGGGAUUUUCAGCAAGUUCACCUCCAAGUUUGUACGCAGAAAUCUCUCGUUCAGGUUUCCGAGAAGGAGUCCGUAUGAGGGAGAGGGUCAGGAUGAGGGGAGCAGGUCUAUGCUGAGCAGUACAGUGGACAAGUCAGAGAAGACGUCAGGGGGCGUUCUCUCCUCUUCUUCCAACAAUGACGAGAACAACUCCUCACCAGGAUCUGUUAACACGGGUGGCACCGGCACCCCUCCGGCCAUCGGCAGCCAGAAGGACCCGGCCAAGCCGCGCUCGCUCCGCUUCACCUGGUCCAUGAAGACCACGUCGUCCAUGGAGCCCAUGGAGAUGAUGCGCGAGAUCCGCAAGGUGCUCGACUCCAACAGCUGCGAGUACGAGCUGCGCGAGCGCUACAUGCUGCUGUGCGUGUCGGGCAACCCGGCGCGAGACGACUUCGUCCAGUGGGAAAUGGAGGUGUGCAAGCUGCCGCGGCUCUCCCUCAACGGCGUGCGCUUCAAGCGGAUCUCGGGCACGUCCAUCGCCUUCAAGAACAUUGCCUCAAAGAUUGCCAAUGAGCUCAAACUGUGAGUGCGCAGGAGGAGCCGCGAGGAGGGAUGAGAUUAAAACGAGGAGGUGGGAGUGUGAAAGAGGCUAAAGUGAGGAUGAUGCUGUAAGCGAGAUGAGGGGGUCAGUGUGGAGGUAAGCUAAAGGGUGGGAUCACUUUAAAAAAUAACACGAUUGUUAUCUGGACAACGGUCUGAAGUAGGGCUAUUGGUUCUGAGACUAGGAAACGUUUAUUUUCUAGGAGUUUUGUUCCUUAAUUAAGUUCACGAGGCCCUGCCAUUAGAAACUCUGAGUUGAUUUCCUCUGAGUUGUGAAGUACUUAUAGACCGAGGUCUUCUCUGUUCCCUGCUGGGUGUUUUCUUUUUCUUUUUUUGUCUCGUUCUACUUAGACGUUCCACUCUUCUGCAUGUUCGAUCUGCUCUUUCUGUUUUUAAGUAGUCACACUUUGAUCGCUCGGACCACUCCUGUCACUCCUUCCUGCUAUUUAUUCCGUUUUAUUCUCAACGGUUUUGCUGCCGGUUUUUUGGGGGGAUAGAGAGGCGGGGGGGGG